Patiria miniata (bat star) is the source of this 3274-nucleotide messenger RNA. RefSeq names its product kelch-like protein 10 (gene klhl10). The transcript is spliced from 10 exons. The record is from RefSeq and is a predicted model, not a curated record. NCBI's taxonomy places the organism in Eukaryota, Metazoa, Echinodermata, Asteroidea, Valvatida, Asterinidae. Gene Ontology annotation, molecular function: protein binding. Bases 240 to 2378 code for a protein of 712 amino acids.
UCUGUUGCUAUCGCGACGAGACCGAAAAUCAAUGCGCGCCAAAGUCGCUCAGAAACACCCAAAUCAAAACAAACCUCGCCAGAAAUCAUAAUAAUGUGCUACCAGAGAAAUGGCUAAAGCUUGAGAAGAAUACUCGGCUGGUUUCCUAAACCUUAAGCGGAAGAAAAAGUUACGUCGACAGACCUAAGAAAUUUGUCGCAGACGGUCAAAUGAAUGAGUAGGGUUUUUAUGAACGGACUAUGAAUGUUCAGCGAAGGGUGAGCUACAACGCCUUUAGCGUCUUCGACGAACUAAGGAAGAACGGGCAGCUUUGCGAUGUGGUGCUUCGGUGUGAGAAUCAAGACUUUCCCAGCCACAGAAAUAUUCUGGCAGCCUGCAGCCCCUACUUCAGAGCCCUGUUCACCAACGGCAUGCACGAGACUCAGGAGCGAGUGGUGAACAUCCCUAACACCAAAGCCAACCUGCUGGCGCUCAUCCUAGACUACGCCUACACCAGACAGGUCAAGAUUACAGCCGAGAAUGUGGAGGAAUUGCUGCCGGCUGCUGACCAAUUCAACGUUGGAGGUCUGGUCCACCUCUGCAGCGAGUUUCUCAUCAACCACCUGGGGCCCGACAACUGCAUCGGCAUCUGGCGUUUUGCCAAGAUGUACUUCUGCUUCAAGCUGCAGGAGACGGCCUUCAUGUUCAUCCUUGUCCACUUUGAGGAGAUUGUGCUGCUUCCUGAGUCCGAAGAGUUCCUGUCUCUGACCGUGGACGAGCUGGUGGAGCUGCUGUAUGAGGAUCAGCUCAAUGUGAAGAUGGAGGAGUACGUCUUCGAAGCGGUUCUGAGAUGGAUUCGUUUCAAAGAGGCGGACCGUAAAGCCUUCAUGCCUCGCCUCCUGAUGAACAUACGCCUCGGCAUGACCAACACGGACUACUUCAUGAACAACAUUAAGGCGCAUCCGUACGUCAAGAACAACGACCUGUGUAAACCGGUCAUUGUCCAAACCAUCAACUACACGUACAAUUUCGACGCCACGGCGGGCUCUGUGGGACCAAGCAAAGUGGUAUCCCGCCCACGUCUACCAUACAAAGUCCUAUUUGCCGUGGGCGGCUGGAGCGGCGGCAGCCCGACCAGCGCCAUCGAGUGCUACGACACGCGGGCCGACCGGUGGGUCAUGCUGGAUACAGUCAACAACAGACCCAGGGCCUACAUGGGCGUGGCGGUGCUAGGACACAAUCUCUUCGUUAUUGGUGGGUUCGACAGCAACCAGUAUUUCAACAGCGUGCGGAUGUUGGAGCCUCAGACCCGUGUCUGGAAGGAGGUUGCUCCGAUGCAUUCCCGGCGAUGUUACGUCAGCGUGGCCGUGCUGGGUGGUCACAUCUAUGCCAUGGGAGGUUUUGACGGCCAUACGAGGCUGCGAUCCGUAGAAAGAUACGAACCGGAGACGAACCAGUGGUCUCUGAUCCAGUCCAUGAACCAUCACCGCAGCGACGCCUCGGCCUGCGCGGUGGGCGGCUGUAUCGUCAUCGUCGGCGGCUUUAACGGCAAUGAGUGCCUCAACACCACGGAGUUGUACGACCCUGAGGCCCGGGAAUGGCGCGAUCUGCCCCGUAUGGGAAGCCGAAGGAGCGGGGUGGGCUCGGUGUCGUUCAGAGACUACGUUUAUGCCGUGGGCGGUUUCAACGGUCUGACGAGACUAAACACCAUGGAGCGUUGGACCAUCAACGCUCCGCAGUGGACGCCUUGCCCCAGCAUGUACAUCCACCGCAGUAACUUCGGCUCCAUGGUGCUGGACGAUAUGAUCUUCAUCAUUGGCGGGUUUAACGGCAUCACGACAAUCUUCAACGUGGAGUGCUUCGAUCCGGACAACGAAGAAUGGUAUGACGCCUGUGACAUGAACGUCUACCGUAGCGCUCUCAGCAUAGCCCUGAUUGAGGGCCUACCCAACGUCCGCCAGUUCACCUGGCCGCGUGACUGCGACCUACCUCCCCCGUCCGUGCCCCCCGACCAGUCUGACGCCCACCAGCCACCCCAUCAUCAGCACCGGGGAGUAGUGGCCGGCCAGCAGCAGAGACAGAACAACGAUGCUGCCGUGCAAGCGGUGCUGCCGGCCCCAGACCAGGCCGGUCAUGACGCGGUCGACCAACGCGUAGCUGAUGCGAUGCCUGAACUCAUGGAGCUCCCGGCGCCAGAAGAGAACGAGGCACUGGUGCAAGGAGACAUGGAAGAUGACGCCGGAGAUGACGGAGAAGAAGAAGAAGAAGAAGAUGACGACGAAGACGAAGACGAAGACGACGAUGACGAGGACAUCGAGGAUGAGGAGGAGGUCCAGUUUCCGGACAGACCGCCCAAUCACAGGCGGCCGCCGCGGGAGAGGCGACCUGCCAGGGUGUGAACCGACUGACAAGUUUAUGAAUAAUUCGUGAAGUGGGUGGGUUUGAAUAUGAAUGAGGUGGGAGGGCCUAUGACUGAUGAGCGGGGUUUUUUGUUCAAGUUUGGGAAGAAAAGCUUUACUUUGCAAGUGCUAUUGUCACGAUAAAGUAGUGCGUAAUGAUGUACGUGCAACUGCGUAUUUCGUAAGUCAUAACUUUGAACAUCGCGGCAUUUUCAACAGUGCAACUCCUUUCUUUAAUUUGUGGCCAUGCGCAAGGUAUCAGCAUAUUUUUAGGGGAUAAUGGGAGGUUUAUUGCACUGUGUGGACUGAUUGUGUUCGGCUAUUGAUAAUUAAUAGAGAGUGAGGGCCAAAUCAUAUUUUUAUUUUAUUUUUAGGUUUUAUAUUGAUUUAAAAUUCGAUUUUGAAAAACAUGGGAUACUAACAUAUGAUUGAAAAUUAACAAUUAUUCUGAUUUCUAUUCAUUUUAUUAGAAAUUCGGUUACUAUUGUAUAAGGUUUGUACAUAAUGUAGAUAAUGUAAAUAUUGUAAUUAUCCAAAUCAUGUACGUGUGUAAUUAAUCUCUUCUAAUGAUUGUUUUUCUAUGUCAUAUGUAUAUAAAGUCGCUUAUUUUUUAUUGCUCGAAAGCUGCAUAAUUUAUCAGGCUUACCGUCGCCCUUAAAUGAAUCUAAUGAAAUAUUUUACCUCCAUAACAUUUUGCAUAACAAAACAGGGACACCAAUGUAGCUUGGCAAUAAAAAUAUCAGUUAGAUUUUCAUCUUUUAAAACUGGGUCAUUGCGUGAAUUUAAAAGCUUAUAAAAAACGAACCUGCUUUAACAUCAGCUGAAAUGUAUUUCACUUGUUUUGCAAUUUAAGGGGAAAAUAAAUGGAUGAUAUUAUUAAAUUUGUGCUGAAGUUC